This is a messenger RNA of Capra hircus (goat), 1195 nucleotides long. RefSeq names its product dihydrodiol dehydrogenase 3. Gene Ontology annotation, molecular function: bile acid binding; aldose reductase (NADPH) activity; androsterone dehydrogenase [NAD(P)+] activity. Gene Ontology annotation, biological process: doxorubicin metabolic process; prostaglandin metabolic process; progesterone metabolic process. The record is from RefSeq and is a predicted model, not a curated record. Gene Ontology annotation, cellular component: cytosol. NCBI's taxonomy places the organism in Eukaryota, Metazoa, Chordata, Mammalia, Artiodactyla, Bovidae.
UUAACCUGGGAAAAAAGAAGAAAAACAUCAGUCUGCUUACUCCAAGGAGAAAUAGGCAAUGGAUCCCAAAAGCCAGAGAGUGAAACUUAAUGACGGCCACUUCAUUCCUGUCCUGGGAUUUGGAACCUAUGCACCUCCAGAGGUUGCUAAGAGGGAUGCUCUGGAAUUCACCCCAUUUGCUAUAGAGAUUGGAUUCCGCCAUAUUGACUGUGCUCAUGCCUACCAAAAUGAAGAGGAGGUUGGCCAGGCCACAAGCAAGAUUGCAGAUGGCACUGUGAAGAGAGAAGACAUAUUCUGCACUUCAAAGCUUUGGUUAACUUCCCUUCGACCAGAGUUGGUCCGACCAGCCUUGGAAAAGUCACUGAAAAAUCUUCAACUGGACUAUGUCGAUCUCUAUAUUAUGCAUUAUCCACUGGCUUUGAAGCCAGGGGAGGAAUUAUUUCCAAAAGAUGAAAAUGGAAAACUGAUAUUUGACUCAGUGGAUUUCUGUCGCACAUGGGAGGCCCUGGAGAACUGUAAGGAUGCAGGGCUGACCAAGUCCAUCGGGGUGUCCAACUUCAACCACAAGCAGCUAGAGAAGAUCCUGAACAAGCCGGGGCUCAAGUACAAGCCUGUCUGCAACCAGGUGGAAUGUCACCCUUAUCUCAACCAGAGGAAACUGUUGGAUUUCUGCAAGUCACAUGAAAUCGUUCUUGUUGCCUAUGCUGCUCUGGGAUCCCAACGAGUAAAAGAAUGGGUGAACCCAAACCACCCCGUUCUCCUGGAGGACCCGGUUCUCUCUGCCAUUGCCCAAAAGCACAAGAAAACGGCAGCUCUGGUUGCCCUUCGCUACCAGAUACAACGUGGGGUUGUGGUUCUGGCCAAGGGUAACAACAAGAAGUGGAUCAAAGAGAACACGCAGGUGUUUGACUUUGAACUGACUCCAGAAGACAUGAAAGCAAUCGAUGGCCUCAACAGAAAUAUAAAAUAUUACGAAUUUCACCUUGGUGUCGGUCAUCCUGAGUUUCCAUUCUCUGAAGAAUAUUGACUCUCACCUCUCACCGUGGUUCUUUGAGAAUGUUUUGCUUCUAGGGCAGUGAAGAUAUUUGUAGUUUGUGAAGGUGCUUAAAUGAAAUGUCUGAAACUUUGAAAGCUUGCUUUUCCUUUUAAAACAUUUAACACUUUAUGAAACAAUAAAGACUUCAAAGUAAGAAUA